UAUCUUUCCCACCAAGCUCGAGCAAGGUCGACGCAAGCAACCGAGCCCUCUCAUGGACGGCGACGGAGCAUCCUGCAGCAUGUCCCUCGAUAACAAUACCAAGCCCGACGGCGUGUACCUCUCGCCCGUCGAGAAGGCGCGCAUCCUCACACUGCUGGGCAACAUCCAAGCAGAAGUUGCGGUUCAAGAGAAGCGUCUACAAGAGCAAGCGCAUCUUCUCGACUAUCAGCAGCGGGAACUCGUGACGCUGCGCAAGGCCCAUGGUCGCGGUAGCAAGGUCGAUGUCGCCUUGAGCCCAAAGGCGCUCAAGGACAUGCCCGAUAUGGAGCCGCACGAAGAGAGCGACUGCGCGUCUACCAUCUCAGAGCCUGCGCCAGAGCCGAGCCCGACCCUCUCAGAGCCAACGUCGGGCCCGAGCGUCGUGCUCACGAUAGCCGACAUUCACGAGGAGCUCGAGAAGCUUCCGAACGAUCUGCCUCUGCGCAAGCACGUCGAGUGGCUCUGCGACCAUGUCGCCAACAAUGCGGCAGCGUCCAUGCAGCGCCGGGUGUCGUUGCCCAACAUCAAGGCGCUGCAGCUCGUGCUUGGCAAGCUUAUGGACCAAGCCACGUCCACUGCGUCGUACGUCGACCAGCUUCGUCGCAUAGAUGACCCCUCGAUCAAGAUGGCAGCGAAAGAAGAGUUCUCAACAGCAAGCAAUGGUGUUCAAGCCCAGUACGAGACGCUUGCUGCAUCUCACAAGGCGCUCCAAGCCGCGUACAGUGACCUGCAAGCCCAGUACGACCGUGCGUGCGGUCGUCAUGCGGCAAGCUUGGAGACUACCGAGACACAACUCAUGGCGCUGCAUGAGCAGGAGACAACAAGAUCGCUUGCAAGCAAUGAAAUCGCCGUCCGCUUGGAGACGGCGCAAGCCGACGCGUUGGACGCUCGGCGCCGGCUCGUCGACCUCGAAGCACAGCUCAGCUCAAUGACGGACAAUGCUCGCACGCUGCAAGCUCACUGCGGCGAGCUCGAGGCGUACAUCGAGUACUUGACGGCGACGCUCGAGACAUCGCAAGCCGACCAGGACCGCGUUCUCUGCGAGCAGCGCGAGACCAUCGAGGCGCUGGAAGACACGAUCGCGCAGCUUCGUGCUGCGCAUGCGGCCACGAUGGCUUCCCUCGAGCGCGAUAAAGCACGCUGGCGACGCGAGGCGGCAUCACCCACGGCCCUCCUUGGGCGACUCAAGACCCAAGUCACGGCGCUGCAACGCGAUAUCGCGGCACUCAAGACAGAGAAUGCCCGACUGCGCGACGAGGGGAUGGUCAAGGCAGACGAGCUUGCGGCGACGGCAGCGUGGCAGGCGACCAUGAAGGAUCUCGUCGCCAAGGUCGAGGUUGUGAACGCUGGCCUCUUGGACGACUGCCGCGCCGCCAAGGUCCGCAUCGACGUUCUAGAAAGCGAGAAGGCCGCGUUGCAAGCCAACAUGAACGCGCAUCUUGACAACGUCCGAGCCGCGAAAGACGAGGGCGCUCAGCCGCGAUCGGCGCCAUCGAUCGACACGCUUGCCCGAGUGGAAUCGGUCGAGAACAAGUACAAGCGAGCGCGUCACCUCUACGGCAUGCUCAAGACGAGCUUUGGUCGCCUCCAGGAGAGCCACGACAUGCAGAGCCGCGAGCUCGACCGGCUCCGCGAUCUCGUCCGCACGCGCGACAACCAGCACGAGCCCGACGACGAGGCGCUUUUGCCCCAUGAGACGAAAGAAGGUGACGCCAUGACCAUCCACACGCUCCACGACAUGGUGAGCGGUCGGCUUCUCGAGUUCAAGUCGGCCCUCGACCAGCUUCGGCGGCGCCCAGACGCACCCGAGCACGCACCGCUGCAGCACUUUCUUGCGGUCGAAAAUGUCUUUUUGUCGGCCCUCCGCGGACGCCUUCUUUUACUAACUUAA
Messenger RNA from Saprolegnia parasitica CBS 223.65, 1930 nucleotides. RefSeq lists its product as hypothetical. Bases 53 to 1930 code for a protein of 625 amino acids. NCBI's taxonomy places the organism in Eukaryota, Oomycota, Saprolegniomycetes, Saprolegniales, Saprolegniaceae. The record is from RefSeq and is a predicted model, not a curated record. The transcript has 3 exons.